Messenger RNA from Salvelinus sp. IW2-2015, 7492 nucleotides. Its product is annotated as bromodomain-containing protein 4-like. Gene Ontology annotation, biological process: chromatin remodeling; regulation of DNA-templated transcription. The record is from RefSeq and is a predicted model, not a curated record. Gene Ontology annotation, cellular component: nucleus; chromatin. NCBI's taxonomy places the organism in Eukaryota, Metazoa, Chordata, Actinopteri, Salmoniformes, Salmonidae.
GACUACUACAAGAUUAUUAAAGUUCCUAUGGAUAUGGGAACAAUCAAGAAGCGACUUGAGAACAGCUACUACUGGAACGCCCAAGAAUGUAUUCAAGACUUCAACACCAUGUUCACCAACUGCUACAUUUACAACAAGCCUGGAGAUGACAUAGUGUUAAUGGCUGAGCARCUGGAGAAGAUGUUUCUCCAGAAGAUUACUGAGAUGCCCCAGGACGAGACGGAGAUUGCUGUCAUGACCGGCAAGGGACGAGGCCGGGGCCGACGGGAAGGAGGUCUGAACUUGAAGCCAGGCCCGACUAUGGAUUCUCCGUCCACCACCCCCCAGACACUGGGCUUCUCCAGCCACUCCCCAGGGCCCCAGACCAGAGGACCACCAGUGCAGCAACAGACCCAGGACCAGGGACCCCCAUCUCUACCUCCUCAGCCCCUCAUGCCAGCCCUGCCCUCCCGCGUGCCCCCAACGCUACCUGUCCACACCCAUGCCCAUGCGCCACAGCUGGGGGCCCCCUACUCACUGGGCCCGUCGGACCUACCUCUCCAGGCCCCCCCUAAGCUCCCUAUUAUGACCUCCGUGCUCCCCCCCCCCACCCAGACCACCCUGCCCCCCACCUCCAUCCAGAGCACUGCCCCCAUACUGCAGAACCCCGUGCCCAUGGCCAAACAGAGAAAGAGCCAGAAGAGGAAAGCAGACACGACCACCCCCACGGCCAACGACCAGCUGAGUGAGUCUUCUCCAGCCGAGUCCAAGUCGGGGAAGACGCUGCCGCGGCGUGAAAGCGCCAGGCCCACCAAGCUAAUCAAGAAGGAGGCUCCAGACUCCCAGCACCACCUGGGCCUCGGGAUAGGUCUCGGUCUAGGGGGACCCGGAGGACCAGGGGUAGGGGCUCAUAGCCCCAAGCAGCAGGAGCAGCUACGGAACUGCUCCAGCUUGGUCCGAGACAUGUUACAUAAGAAGCACGCGGCCUACGCCUGGCCCUUCUACAAGCCAGUAAACGUGGACAUGCUGGGGCUGCACGACUACCACGACAUCAUCAAACACCCCAUGGACCUCGCCACCGUCAAGUUGAAGCUGGACAACAGGCAGUACAGAGACGCCCAGGAGUUUGCUGCCGACGUGCGGUUAAUGUUCUCCAACUGCUACAAGUACAACCCACCCGACCACGAGGUGGUGGCUAUGGCACGCAGACUACAGGACGUGUUUGAGAUGCGCUUCGCCAAGAUGCCAGAUGAGCCCGAGGAGAUGUUGGCUUCGGCUCCUGCCCCUGCGAUGCUCCAGUCCUCCGCUCCCAUCAUCAAGGCCCAGCCUCCGCCCAUCCUAAACCCUGCCUCUUCCAUCCUAGGUCCUGCCUCCUCGGUCAAACACUCCGCUUCCUCCUCGGACAGCUCCAGUGAUUCGUCUUCUGAGUCGGAAUCCUCCACGAACGACUUGGAGGAGGAGAGAGCCCAGAGACUGGCCGAGCUACAGGAACAGCUCAAAGCUGUCCACGAACAGCUGGCGGCCCUCUCGCAGCCACAGGCCAGCAAACCAAAGAGAAAAGAGAAGGAGAAGAAGAAAGACAAGCACAAAAGGAAAGGAGCGGUAGAGGAGAUCCCGGAGCCGGCCAUUCAGUUCCCCAAGAAGACCAAGAACAACAGCAGCAGCAACAACAACAAGGAGCUCCUGCCCAAGAAGACCAAGAAACCCAGUAAGAAGGAGGGAGCUGCGGUGAAGAACAACCACUCUGCAGCCCUGGGCCCUCUGGCAGUGCUGCAGCCCCCAGCUCUGCAGCCCGUGUCGGGCUUGGGGGAGGGCCUGGAGGACGACCCGGCUGCAGCCGCAGCCCCCGGGGAGAAGGGUAAGCCCAUGUCGUAUGAGGAGAAGAGGCAGCUGAGUCUGGACAUCAACAAGCUGCCCGGUGACAAGCUGGGUCGUGUGGUCCACAUCAUCCAGUCCAGAGAGCCCUCGCUGAAGAACUCCAACCCCGACGAGAUCGAGAUAGACUUCGAGACGCUCAAGCCGUCCACGCUGAGAGAGCUGGAGAGAUACGUGUCGUCGUGCCUCCGCAAGAACAAGAAGAAGGUUCCUGUGGCAGAGAAGACCAUGGAGGCCAUGACGGCCGCCAAGAUCAAGGCCAGCUCCUCCUCUGACUCCGACAGCAGCGACUCCAGCUCCUCAGACAGUGAUGAGGAGAAGGGAAUCCCUCCUAAACAGAAACAGAAGAAAGGCCACGGGACCAACGAAGGGAAGAAGCCCCAUCUCCACCAUACCAUGUCUGGAGCUGGUCCCCUCCCCCAGGGCCACCCUCACCCCCAGGGCCACCCUUACCCCCAUGGCCACCCUCACCCCCAGGGUCCUGUCCUGCAGCCCAGCAUCCACCUGAAGCAACAACAGCACCAUAACCCCUCCCCCGCCACCUACAUGGCCCCUCCCCCGGUAACGGUCACGGCGUUGGAGUCCUCCCAGCUGCUGGAGAACACGUUUGAUUUGCUGCCCCACUUCGGCCAGCAGCCCCUCAUGCACCUGUCCCAGCACCACCACUCCUCGUCGCCUGCCGUGCCCCCCCACCUCAAUGUUCACUCGGCAGUGGGGCCUGUGUCCCCGGAGACGCACCCCUUUCUCAACCAGCACCCCAUCCACCCCAACCCUAACCCAGCUUUGCACAACGCCUUGCCCCAGCAGCCGUCUCGACCCAGCCACAGGGCAGCAGCUCUACCUCCCAAACCCCCCCAGCAGCAGCAACCAGCGACCCAGCCAACCCUACUACUACAACAGCUCCAGCCACAAGCCCCUCCACCGCAGCACCACCUCCAGCCCCACAUCCUCCACCCCGCCCCACCUCAGUCCCUGCAGCAGCGGCCCCUUUCCCCCCCCACCCUCACCCCUCAGGGCCUGAUGUCCUCCCUGCCCCCCCAGAUGCUCCUGGAGGACGAUGAGGAGGUGAUUCCGCCCUUACCCCUCAGCCAGGUGCAUCUCUACCUGCAACAGCUCCAGCAGGGACAGAGCCAGGGAAGACCUGGCCAACAACCACACAAUCCCCAGCAGAUCAUGCAGUCUCUCCAGGUUCGCCAACAACAACAGAACCAGGCUCCCCUCCUGCAGUCUGUACAGGUCCAGCCCUCCCAACCCUCUCUUCAGCCACCCCAGCUUUCAGUCCAGCUUCCCCAGCCCCAGUCCAAACCCACACUCCCCUCGCGCCAGCCCCAGCAGAUCCUACCCCCGCACCAGGUGGCCCGCCACCUGCAGCAGCAUGCACAGAUGGGUUACCCCUCCCAGGGGCCGGUGGCGCAGCAGACGGGUCAGUCAGACAGGCAUGCCGCUGCAGGGCAACACAAGGGGUCCAUGCAGUCCUCUGCCAAAGCACAGCACAUCAUCCAGCAACACCUCUCCCCUCGACAGAUCAAGGCUGAUUCAUACAACAGCGGGCACCUAAGGGAGAACCCCUCCCCCAUCAUGAUGCAUUCCCCCCACCUCCCCCAGUAUCCCCCCAUAACGCACCAGUCUCCGCCACACAACCUGCAGCCCAAGAAAGAGCAGCGUGCGCCCCCGGCCCUGGUAGGCUUGAAAGAAGAGAAGUUGCCUCCCUCUCCAGUGAUGAGAGGAGGAGAGCCCUUCAGCCCAGCCAUGAGACAAGACCCUCACAAACACCCAGAUUGCCACAGCAAGCCCUCUCUACCAGGUCACACACAGCAGAAUGUAAAGUCGAUGGACAGCUCUCGGCCGGUCAUCCGUUCCUCAGAGCCCAGCGCUCCUCCCUCCUCCUCCCUGCCAGACAAGGACAAGUUCAAACAGGAGCCCAAAACGCCCGUCGCGCCCAAAAAGGAUGUGAAACUGAAGAACAUGGGUUCGUGGGCCAGCCUGGCCCAGAAGCCCACAUCAGCGCCCUUGUCUGCAGUGAAGUCGUCUAGCGACAGCUUCGAGCAGUUCCGCCGGGCCGCCCGGGAGAAAGAGGAGAGAGAAAAGGCUCUUAAGGCCCAGGCAGAGCAGGCUGAGAGGGACAAACUGCGCCGGGAGCAGGAGAAACUACGUGGUCGUGACAGGGAUGAUGAGGAUAUCGUGGAGCCUCAGCAGCAGUCGAGGAGGGUUCAUGAGGAGCCUCGAAGCAGACGUCUGGAGCAGCAGCAACACAUCCAGGCCCCCCAACCCCAGCAGCAACCCCAGGCACCAGCCCCCCAGGCCCAGCCCGCUGCCCUCCCCCAGCCCCCACAGGCCCCCACACCGCCCCAGCCCUCAGCUCAGGACCAGCAGAGGGAGCUAGCGCGACGCCGCGAGCAGGAGAGGAGGAGGAGAGAAGCGAUGGCGGCGACCAUUGACAUGAAUUUCCAAAGCGACCUGAUGGCUAUCUUUGAGGAGAACUUGUUCUGAUGACGAGGGAACCCCCAGAAACUUAAAACUGCAAAAAUAACACAACGGAAUAAUGAAUAUGGAAUGGAACAUUUCUUAUGAAAUGGAAUCUUCUGUAUGACAUCACAGAUGGGGGGGGGGGGGGGGGUAAUGAACCAAGAUACAGGACGUGAAUUAAACAAUCCCCCCGCAGAGCAGAGAGGGUGAUCUUCAGCUGGACUGGCCCAGACUGGCAAGAUGCUACUGGGCUGUUACCUGCUCUGCUAUGCAGCCUCUUUGGAAGUAAGACGCCACAUUGAAGGAGCAACAUAAACAGGAUAUUUUCAACCAUGUUUGGUGUUGUUUCUCUGGGGAUUUGACCCUUGUUGUUGCCCCUGGCAACAACACAUGAGGGAAAGGACUCCUGGUGGUCAUGUAAUGUCACACCUGUUUGAUACUUUCACACGGGACAGAGCGAAGGAGAACAAUGUUGUAAAUGGAAGUUAAAGAUGAUAACGGAUAAACACAGUAACGGUGACAUGCUCUGAGAAACAAAGUACUGAUGCGUAUUUACAGACCGAGACCGAGGCGCUCAUAUAGACUGCCAGACAGACGUCUUUCUGAUAAGAGGAGAGGCAGAAUAAGUAUUUUUAUGUGAUCUGCUUUUUGUUUUGUUAUAGAAAGAACACAUGAAAGGAAAUGGUGGGGACAGGUGUGUGUAUAGAGGGGGAGGGAAUUAAACUUCUGACAUGUAUUUUUUUGUCAGUAGUGAGGUACAGUACAGCUUUGCCUUCUGCCUCACUCCUGUCCAUUGUCCACACAGACACAGACAGUACAUAGGCCUAUCUCUCCCUUGCCUGGGCAUACGAACAAAUCAGUAACAACAAAGUAUGGGACAGUCUGCCGGCAGCGGGAGGGAGAAAGCAGAUCUCUUUUUUCAUUAUGUAGGAUCUACUGUAAAGAGGUAUUUUCUUAUUCUAUGAUUACUGUUUAUUAGUUUUUUUUAUAUAUUUUUUAUUUUUACCUCUCCCUCCCCAACACACUUCCCCCACCGUCUAUGCCAAACAACCAUUACCUUUUUAAUGCUGAACUCCUCCCACUUCUCCUUUUUUUUUUUAUGCUUCUUUGUUCAUAUAAAGUUUUUCUUUUUUUUUAAUAUAUAAAUAGAUUUUUCCCCCUUGUCCUCUUCACCCCUCUUUAAACAAAGCAUUUAGGUAGUUUUUUUAAGAGGAUAAAACCUAAUAUAUGCAUUAUUCCAACAAGUGUUAAUUAAUUAAAGAACCAUUUGAAGUUGUCAUAUUUCAUGUUUUCUUCCUCAUCUGAAGCUGGAGCAAAACAUUCUGAUCAGUACUAGAGGCAGAGGCUCAGUCCCAAAUGGCACCUGAUUCCCUACAUAGUGCACUAGUUUAGUAGUGCACUAAAAAGAGAAUAGGCUCCCAUUUGGGAUGAAGUCAGAGUCCAGCUGUUUCUAGAGCUAUGUCUUGGUUGGUUUGACUCGGAGUUCACCAUCACUGUAACACCUUAUUGUGUAUUAUUGCGCUUAGAGACAGCUAGGAAAGUAGUCAUUAAUUAAUGGCAUUUUCCUCUUUGUAGCUGAUUCACAAACUAUUGAACCAGAGAAUCCAAUAACUAUUACUGAACUGUUUGAUUUAUGAACUGUGUUGAUUCCUCCCUAUUCCUUGCUCGUAUUUUGUCCUGGAAUUUGCAUAGUUAAAAUGAAAAUGUUACUUUAUCCACACUAGCAUACUACUUUUAAAAAAAAAUUAAAAAACAGCAAUGUAUUGGACAUGCAAUAUAAGUGGUGUGCUGGUAUGGUUAUUAGAACAUAUCCAAAGGGUUCUAAUCUGGUAGUGAGCCCGAAACUCUACUUUGUCAUUUGGGGACAACAGCAACUUUAUUGGGCUUUUAUAAGAACAGAUGAGACACUUCUUAUUGAUUUAGUUCCAGGAUGCAGCAUUACUUUUGACCAGGGCACAUGGGGUACUGUAGUGUACUAUAUAGGAAAUAGGGUGCCAUUUGGCAUUUGGGAUGUACAUCCACCCUCCAGACUUUACUAAUGCAGAGACUAAAAAAGAGCUCCACCUCCUGGCUAGUCUGUGCAUGAGUCUUGCUGUUAAUAUUAUGACUACAAUUAAUAGGGAAACUUUUAGCUGUACAAAAUUGAGAAAUACGGAAAUUGCAUAUAAAAUUUGACAAAAAAUAUGUUAUAGAAAACCCUACAAAAACAGCUCUGAUUUCUAUAUUUUUUCAUGUUCGAUUCUAGUGGAUACAUGUGAGUUCUAAUUCUGUUGGCGUCACAGGUCGAGGGUCACGACGAGUUGACCUCUGACCCGGUCCUCUGAGCUUUCUCUUAUGGUGUAAUUCUCCAGUGCCUGUAUUGUUCUAUGAUUCUAGUUGGCAUGUAUUACACUUGGCGUGGAUACGGAAGGGGAGGUGUAAUAUUUGAUGGGGAGGGAGGGAGUUUUAGGAUAAGCUUGUGUAAAAAGUCAAAGGAAAAGUCAGCAUUUUAUAUUUUACCCAUUUAACGAUAUUCAGGUUUAAAUCUAGUUUUAGCUGGUCUUCUGUGGUAUGAGUGUACACUUCACUCAACUACUUUCUAAUUUUCAAUCAGUACAGUUUUAAGUAGACAUGUCUCUGUGCCGCGCCACUUUAGCAUUUGUGUGUCAGAAUGUUUGUGUGGAUGAUUGUGUAUGUAUGAUUUUAGUAUGUGGCGCAGGGACGCAUGUGUCCCAUUGUAGAAAAGCGUUUUAAACGGGGAUGAAGAUUAAUAUACAAAAUGCUACAAGAGAACGAGUUUCUUGGCUAAAGUCAGUCAUCAUUUUGAUGAAUUCCACCAUAUAUGAAUAGCCUAUAUAUCAUUUUGUUUUGUUAGACAAGUUAUGAAAAAGUCAUACUUUUUCAUUCCUUCAAGCCUUUUAUUAAUUCCUUAAUUUUAUCCCCAUGGUAACUGAUGGAAGUUAUGUGCCAUAGAUAUGGAUUCUUCAGAAUGUGCUCAGCAGAGAGUUUGCUUUAUUCAGGUAUUUUAUUUUGUGUUACAUUUUUGGUCUUUUGUUUUUUGGGGGGGGGGGGUUGUGUAACAUUUUCCUUGAUUUAUUGUUUGGUAUGUGAGUGGUCUGUCGGUCAAUGAUUAAAUCUGUUAUGAUCAUGGAGUAAACUCAUCUCUUUUAUAGAAAAUAAAAAAUAAACAAAA